AUGCACCUACGGACUUGUCUUACGGCUGGAACCACUGUUCUCGAGAAUCUGCGUGGGAAGAAUAGUAUCCUGCUGAGCACAAGCAAUGGAGUGGCUUUGUUGGGAGACGGCGUAUCAUUGUUUGAAGCCAGCUGGGAUCCAGAUGGGCGAAGGGAUAUUCGUCUCACACGCAUGCCUGUAGCAGAGCACUAUGGCAUGUCCAAUGGCGUGGCAACACUUGUGCCAACACUACGUGUGGAGGUGGUCUCCAUAGAGGACAACAAGUUGUCUCCGCUUCAAUUGCUUCAGAACCUUUCGGAAGCGCCAUUAGCAGAGACAGAAACUAUCCAGAUCAUAGAUAGCGAGUCUGACGUUGCUGGAGAGAACCGUUUCACUGUGGUGGUCACCGGGCCACCCAUCCUUCCCGUUCUUGGAUGCGUCCUGCAGCACAAGAAGAACUUGUGGAUAGCUCUUUACAGAAAAGGCUUUCAUUGCCUUCACUUGUUUCGUUAUUCCAAGUGUGAAGCAUCCAAGAGUCAGGGUGAGAGUGGACUUGCACUGGUUCCUUUUGACCCUUCUACCUUGACGCUCCCAGCACCUAUACACGGCUUGGCGCCACUGCACAAUUUUGGCGCCUUUAUUAUUGCUACGUGUGAGAGAUCGUCAUCAACACUCUAUAUGAAGCCCAACACAUCCUUUGAGGUGAACAUUCAUAGCUGUCUUCUCCCAAAUGGUGACGCAGACAAGGAAUUGGCACCAAAAAAAGUCUCAAGCACAACUCUCUCGACCUGCGAAAGUAUCGCUGCUGACCAUGCACACCAAGCAUUCUCACUGAUCACACAAUUUGCUACGGAUCCCAAUCUUUCUGCCCAGGAAAAGACCUCUUUAAUUACAGCAAUGUCUAGUGUUUAUGACUCAGCGUUGAGGGCUGCCUGUGCUGGCAGACAAGUCCUGGACGCCCAGUUAAAAUGUUAUCCAGAGAACUUUGGUUCAACGCCAUUAGAAGGCACGACUAUGCCUUUGUAA
Giardia duodenalis is the source of this 1005-nucleotide messenger RNA. RefSeq lists its product as uncharacterized. The record is from RefSeq and is a predicted model, not a curated record. The transcript has a single exon. Bases 1 to 1005 code for a protein of 334 amino acids. Lineage: Eukaryota; Fornicata; Diplomonadida; Hexamitidae.